AUGGUUGUUGCAGACAUGAACACCACUUCUCUUCCACUUUCCACCUCAUUUUUCCUGAGAAAAUGGACGAGGAAAUGCACCAAAAACCUAAUCUCAGCUCCAAAUUUCCUUGUAUUUUCAUAUCUGGACUUUAUAGAUUCCGUUUUCUGCGUAGUUUACAGAUACCUUGAUCUGUUGUUGGAAGGAGAGGCAUCUCCAUGUUAUUGCAGAAGCAAGAACAAGAGUGAGACCAUCAAUGACGAUGAGGAAAAUGGGAUUUCGGAGACUUUGCAUGGUAGGCAAAAGAAGCUUAAAGAAAUGAUUGAUUUGAUCGAGUUUGUGGAAAAAUUGUUGAACAGAAACAAAGGUUUUGAAGCUGGCUAUGGUGAUUUUAACUACAGAAAGAAAGUUGGGAUUCAUAGAUUGGGAAAUAGAUGGUCCGAUUGUGGAUGUGAUUCUUGCAUCUCUUGGAUGAAGGUUGAUGAUCCCAAGCUUCAUGUUGUCGUCAAAGAGGCUUCUUCAAAUGCAAUGGGAGAAGAUUCAAAGGAAAACACAAAAACUAACUCAAGUGAAAACGUGAUAUUCAUACAUGGAAUUCUGAGUUCUUCAUCGUUUUGGACAAAAACUCUUUUUCCAAAGAUGUCUGAAUCCGGAAAAGCAGAUAACUACAACAUGUUUGCAGUUGACCUGUUGGGACAUGGAAGAAGUCCAAAGCCAAGGGACAAUUUAUACACAUUAAGAGAUCAUGUGGAAUGGAUUGAGAAAUCUGUGGUGUCCCAAUUUGGAUUAAAUUCUUUCCAUUUAAUCGCUCACUCAAUGGGUUCCAUCAUUGCAUUGGCCUUAGCUGCAAAGCACUCCAAAUCCGUAAAAUCCAUCACCCUUGUAGCCCCUCCAUACUUUCCUUCAAAGGAUGGAGUGGAGUUCACGGUGAUAAACAGUCUAACACCGAAGAGAUUGUGGCCGCCGGAGGCGUUUCUCUCGUCGGUGAUGACAUGGUAUGAACACUUGAGCCGAUCCGUAUGUUUCAUUCUAUGCAGAAACCAUCGCACUUGGGAAUCUCUUGUUAAGCGAGUCACUGGUGCAAGGGACGUGAAUUUCAUGUUUUUGGACAUGAUAAAGAUUACCCAUCAUUCAGGGUGGCACACAGCACACAAUGUGCUAUACAGGGGAGUGAAACAGAUGGACAAAAACCUUGAGAUUUUGAUGAAAUUAAGGAAAAAAGUGCAUGUCUUUAUGGGAACUCGAGACAGAUCUGUUCCACCAGAUGGUGGGGAUAAAAUGAAGAACAAAUUCCCACAAGUUGAAGUUAAUAACAUCCCUGACGCUGGCCACCGAUCCGUUCUGUUUAACAGAGAGGAUGUUCUUGCUCACGAUUUAUUUCAAAUUUGGAAUAAUUCCACCUCAUCUUCAAUCUUAAAUGGAAUUGUUAAUUGGAAAAACCUGUCAAGAAAAAGAAAGAAAGUUGGGAUUCAUAGAUUGGGAAAUAGAUGGUCUGAUUAUGGAUGUGAUUCUUGCAUCUCUUGGAUGAAGGUUGAUGAUUCCAAGCUUCAUGUUGAGAUGCAGGUUGAUGUUCCAAGCUUCAUGUUGUAG
This is a messenger RNA of Hibiscus syriacus, 1569 nucleotides long. RefSeq names its product probable lysophospholipase BODYGUARD 4. The record is from RefSeq and is a predicted model, not a curated record. NCBI's taxonomy places the organism in Eukaryota, Viridiplantae, Streptophyta, Magnoliopsida, Malvales, Malvaceae. Bases 1 to 1569 code for a protein of 522 amino acids. The transcript has 6 exons.